AUGCGUUCCAGAGUGCUUCGUGAUAUCCAGGCGCGUAGAGCCGUUGUGAACAAGGAGUUGGAGCGGACAAUAUGGCGGUAUCUUUCGCGCAACACCACGCUGGAGCCACAGGUUCGCAUGCAGGCACAGUUGGCACUCAACCGCACACCGCGCGAGGCCAGCCCGUCGGCAGUCAAGAACCGCUGCAUCAUUACUGGACGUGGUCGCGGUGUGUUCAACGAGUGGAAGAUGUGCCGCUUCCAGUUCCGCAUGCACGCGCUGAACGGAGAGCUGCCGGGCGUCGACAAGGCGUCGUGGUAA
Molecule: messenger RNA, 300 nt
Organism: Kickxella alabastrina
Lineage: Eukaryota; Fungi; Kickxellomycota; Kickxellomycetes; Kickxellales; Kickxellaceae
Exons: 1
Coding region: 1-300 (99 amino acids)
Biological process (GO): translation
Cellular component (GO): mitochondrial small ribosomal subunit; ribosome
Molecular function (GO): structural constituent of ribosome
Source: RefSeq, a predicted model, not a curated record